Punica granatum (pomegranate) is the source of this 1956-nucleotide messenger RNA. NCBI's taxonomy places the organism in Eukaryota, Viridiplantae, Streptophyta, Magnoliopsida, Myrtales, Lythraceae. The record is from RefSeq and is a predicted model, not a curated record.
CCAUUAGAAACAUUGGUAGUCAGUUAAGCUUAACCAAAAGUAGUUUCUUCCCAAAUUGAACUUAAUAAAAAACACAAAAUUUCAACAAACUCUCCCUAUAUCCUCUGCCUUUCACCUUCUCUGUUUGGAGAAGACCCAUCUUCUUGAUCCCUCUUGAGAUCGCUUAGUUUGCCUUCUUUCUUUCUUCUCUCGGUUAGCCGACAUCGAAGCCACUUGAUAUUUUUAUUUUAUUUUUUCUUCUUUUUCCCAAAUGGGGGUUCGUUUAAGAGGGCCGGCCGCCAUCUCAGUGGCAUGUUUUGCGAUCUUCGGAGGGUUAUUUGUCCCUGUCAUGAGCACUGGCUUCAACUACAAGGAUGCCCUCACGAAAUCCCUUAUUUUCCUAGAGGCACAGAGGUCGGGGAAGCUCCCCCCGAACCAUAGGCUGUCUUGGAGGGGAGACUCUGCCCUGGAGGAUGGGAAGCUUGCAAAUGUACAUGUGGACCUUGUUGGGGGAUACUAUGAUGCAGGUGACAAUGUGAAGUAUGGACUUCCAAUGGCAUUCACGGUGACCACUCUAUCUUGGGCUGCCAUUUUCUAUCAUCGGGAGCUCCAAGUCGCCGGUGAGCUCAGAAAUGUGCAGGCUGCGAUCAAAUGGGGCACCGAUUACUUCCUCAAAGCUAGCUCCAAGAAAAACCGGUUGUAUGUUCAGGUGGGAGACCCAGUACCGGAUCACUCAUGUUGGGUUAGGCCAGAGAAUAUGAAGACACCAAGAACUGUACUAAAGAUUGACGAGAACAACCCAGGUUCUGAGAUUGCAGCCGAAACUGCUGCUGCCAUGGCCGCUUCAUCUAUUGUCUUCCGGCUCUCGGAUCGCCCCUAUGCUCGCCGCCUCCUCAAUAAGGCCAAGCUGCUAUUCCAGUUCGCUAGGACCCAUAAGGGAACUUACGAUGGGGAGUGCCCAUUUUACUGCUCUUUCUCCGGAUACAACGAUGAGCUUCUAUGGGCAGCCGCAUGGCUAUAUAAGGCCACAAGGAAAAGUAUGUAUCUGACAUACAUCCGGGAGGAGGCUAUUAGCGCUGCUGUGACUGAGUUCAGCUGGGAUCUCAAAUAUGCAGGGGCCCAAAUCCUUCUUUCAGAGUUCUUCUUUGAAGGAGAUAAGAGCUUAGAGACGUAUAGAACGCAUGCCGAUAGCUUCGUGUGCUCUGUGCUCCCUGAUAGCCCAUAUCAUCAGAUUUAUCUCUCUCCAGGGGGAAUGAUUCAUUUAAGGGACGGGGCGAACACUCAAUACGUGACCGGAACAGCUAUGUUGUUGGAUAUCUACGGGGAUUUCUUAGCCAAGAACAAUCAGAAAGUGACAUGCGGAAGCAAACAAUUCGACUCAACCCGCCUCCUUGCCUUCACAAAGCAACAGAUGGACUACUUACUGGGAAGCAAUCCAGAAAGAAGAUCGUACAUGGUUGGUUUCGGAAACAACCCCCCAACCCAGGCCCACCAUAGAGGCGCCUCCGUUCCCGUGUUGGGCCCCACCGAGGUUGUCAGCUGCCCGAUGAGCUUUGUCAACUGGUUCACCAAGAAUGCUCCGAACCCGAAUGAGCUCACGGGAGCCAUCCUAGGUGGACCCGACCGGUAUGACCACUUCACUGACAAGCGCUGGACUUCUUCCAUGACAGAGCCCUGCACAUACAUCAACUCCAUGGCCGUUGGCACCUUGGCGAAGCUCGCUUCACAUCUAGCCUGAGAAUGAUCAAGUUCUCAUGACUUUAAAUACUCAACUCCGGUGUCACCACUCGGGCACUAGCAACUUUUAACAGAUAGAUCGACGACUGAAGUCCAAAAAAUGGUUAUAUGUGGGGAACGAACAACUUUUUGUUGUUUUAGCAUAUAUCAUAGAUCGAAAUAUAUAUGUAUGUACUUGUCUCUUUAGAUUUGGGUGUAGUCACAACGUGAAAGUUGCUUGGAAGGAGCAAGGAAGCAUUA